UAAUCGGCUUUAAUCCCCUGCAGAAAGAAUCCGCCGCCGCCGCCUUCUCCUCUUCCUCCUGCUGCUGCUGGCUCCCAACUUGCUCUCCGGGCUGAGGCUGCGGCUGCUGCUCCCCCGCCUGCGCGCCGCCGCCGCCGCCGCCGCCGUCGUCAGGAAAAUGUCAUCAAAUCCUGAUGGAGGCAGAAGUUUUGCUCGGAGAGAUAUUUUACUCAAGAUCCAGUCAGAUGCUCAAAAAUGGUGGGAGGAGAGCAAGGUUUUUGAGGCUGAACCUGGGAAUAAACCUCCGGGCCCUGGGGAAAAGUUCUUUGGCAACUUUCCAUAUCCUUACAUGAAUGGCUUGCUACAUUUGGGCCAUGCGUUCUCCUUGUCUAAACUUGAGUUUGGUGCUGCAUAUCAGAGGCUUCGUGGUUCAAAUGUUCUUUUGCCAUUUGCUUUCCACUGUACGGGAAUGCCCAUCAAGGCCUCAGCAGAUAAACUCUCUAGGGAGGCGCAACAAUAUGGAUAUCCUCCAGCGUUUCCUGAAGUAGAGGAUGAUUCAAGUGCAGAAGUUGCUGAUAGUAGCCAGGCUGACAAUGCGGCUUCUGUUGUCCCAGAUAAAUUUAAGAGCAAGAAAUCUAAGGCUGCUUCGAAGGUUGGCAUGCAGAAGUUUCAGUGGGAGAUCAUGAGAGGCUUUGGCUUAUCAGAUGAAGAAAUCGCCAAAUUUCAGGAUCCUUACCACUGGUUAACUUACUUCCCUCCAUUGGCGAAGGAGGACCUCAAGGCCUUUGGUCUGGGCUGUGAUUGGAGGAGGUCAUUCAUAACUACUGACAUGAACCCCUUCUAUGAUGCAUUUGUCCGGUGGCAAAUGAGAAAGCUGAAGAAAAUGGGCAAGGUUGUCAAAGAUAUGAGGUACACAAUCUACUCUCCAUUGGAUGGUCAACCUUGUGCUGACCAUGAUCGAGCAUCUGGUGAAGGUGUACAGCCACAAGAAUAUGUGUUAAUUAAAAUGGAAGUUGUUCCACCUUUUCCUCCCAAGUUGAAGACCAUGGAAGGAAGAAAUGUUUAUUUGGCAGCAGCCACAUUGAGACCUGAGACAAUGUAUGGGCAGACAAACUGUUGGGUAUUGCCUGAUGGAAAAUAUGGGGCCUUUGAGAUCAAUGACACUGAUGUCUUCAUUGUUACAUCAAGGGCUGCUCUUAAUCUUGCAUAUCAGAAUCUAUCAAGGGUCCCAGAAAAACCAACUUGCUUAAUGGAGUUAUCUGGUUGUGAUCUGAUUGGUUUACCACUGAAAUCCCCUCUUGCCUUCAAUGAGAUCAUAUAUGCACUUCCCAUGCUUACUAUCUUAACAGAUAAAGGUACUGGCAUUGUGACUAGUGUCCCAAGUGAUUCUCCAGAUGAUUUCAUGGCACUACAGGAUUUAGUCGCAAAGCCAGCUUUGAGACAGAAGUAUGGUGUCAAAGAUGAAUGGGUUCUUCCCUUUAAGGUUGUACCAAUAAUCAACAUUCCUGAAUUUGGAGACAAGUCUGCUGAGAAGGUGUGCCUCGAUCUUAAGAUUAAGAGUCAGAAUGACAAGGAGAAGCUUGCUGAAGCAAAAAGGAUGACAUAUCUGAAAGGUUUUACUGAUGGGACAAUGAUUGUAGGGGAGUUCAAUGGCAGAAAAGUUCAAGAAGCGAAGCCACUGAUAAAGAACAAGCUUUUGGAAGAAGGCACAGCAGUGUUGUAUAGCGAGCCUGAGAAGAAAGUUAUGUCGAGAUCUGGUGAUGAGUGUGUUGUUGCUCUCACAGAUCAAUGGUACAUUACUUAUGGUGAGACUGAAUGGAAGCAGAAGGCAGUUCAAUGCUUGGAGAAGAUGAAUACAUUCUCAGCUGAAACUCGUAAUGGUUUUGAACACACGUUAGGCUGGCUGAACCAGUGGGCCUGCUCUCGUUCUUUUGGCCUAGGUACUCGCAUUCCAUGGGAUGAGCAGUUCCUUGUAGAAUCUCUUUCUGAUUCCACCCUCUACAUGGCAUAUUACACAAUCGCUCACCUUUUGCAAAAUGGCAACAUGUAUGGCAAGGAAAUAUCUUCUAUCAGACCAGAACAAAUGACAGAUGAAGUCUGGGAUUAUGUGUUCUGUGAUGGUCCAGCACCCAAUAGUGACAUCCCUCCUGCCCUCUUGAGCAAAAUGAAGCUGGAAUUUGAGUACUGGUAUCCAUUUGAUAUUCGUGUCUCUGGUAAGGAUCUUAUCCAAAACCAUCUGACUUUCAGCAUUUACAAUCAUACAGCACUUCUUCCAGAGCAUCAUUGGCCUCGUGGUUUCCGCUGCAAUGGACAUCUUAUGCUUAAUUCUGAGAAGAUGUCCAAGUCCACAGGGAAUUUCCGAACUCUUCGACAGGCCAUUGAAGAAUUCUCUUCUGAUGCCACUAGAUUUGCCCUUGCUGAUGCCGGUGAUGGUAUGGAUGAUGCAAACUUUGUCUUUGAAACAGCAAAUGCUGCUAUUUUGAGGCUUACAAAAGAAAUUGCAUGGAUGGAAGAGGUUAUAGCCGCUGAAUCUUCUCUGAGAGCUGGGCCUCCCUCUACCUAUGCUGACCAUGUGUUUGCCAACGAGAUAAACAUUGCGGUGAUAGAAACUGAGAAGAGCUACAAUGCCUUCAUGUUCAGAGAUGCCCUUAAGUUGGGGUUCUAUGACCUACAGUUGGCUAGAGAUGAGUACAGACUCUCUUGUGGAGCAGCAGGCAUGAAUCGUGAAUUAUUAUGGCGGUUCAUGGAGGUGCAGACUAGGCUCAUUACCCCCAUUUGUCCACACUAUGCUGAGCAUGUGUGGCGAAACAUCCUGAGGAAGGAAGGAUUUGCAAUAAAGGCAGGCUGGCCAAUUGCUGGAACCCCAGAUCCCACACUAAGAAUUGCUAACAAAUAUUUACAGGACUCCAUAGUUAAAUUCAGGAAGCUGCUCCAGAAGCAAGAAUCUGGUUCCAAGAAACCCAAGAAGGGAACUGCACCUCCUCCAUCUGAGCAAAACAAGCUGACUGUUGGUCUGGUCUACGUCAAUGAGAACUAUUAUGGAUGGAAAGAGCAAUGUUUGAGGGUUCUCCAGUCUAAAUUUGAUAGCCAAGCACGUUUGUUUGCUCCUGAUGAGGAGAUUAAUGAAGCAUUGAAGAACUGCUCCAUCGGACAGGAAACUAACUUCAAACAAGUCCAGAAGCUCUGCAUGCCUUUCAUCAAGUCGAAAAAAGAUGAGGCGAGGAGUGUUGGGCCCCACGCUUUGAAUUUGAAGCUUCCUUUUGGUGAAAUGAGUGUUCUCGAGGAGAACUUGGAGCUGAUCAAGAGGCAGGUAGGCCUUGAACAUGCAGAGGUCCUGUCUGCUUCUGAUGAGGCUGCUCGUGCUAAAGCUGGCGUGCAUGCUUCUAUGCUGGACAAGACCCCGCCUUCUCCUGGUGAGCCAGUAGCAAUCUUCAUGAGCAAACUAGACCUCGAAGCGCGGUGCUGAGCUUAACUGUCACAAUGAAAUUGCAAAAUGAAUAGUUAGGAGGAGUUCACUGAGAUUUCCUUAUUUUCAUGCACAAGUUAAAGUUAUGUUAGCUUGCAGCUUCUACAGUAUCAUAGUAUUUUGUGGAAAAGAACAGUUUGGUUAUUCCCUGUAACAGUGAUGGUAUAAGAAACCCAUUUUGAAGAAUAAUUGAGUGUAUUGAAUGAGUUUUAUUUGCAUCAGGUUUGAAUUUGAUGCUUCUA
Oryza sativa Japonica Group (Japanese rice) is the source of this 3687-nucleotide messenger RNA. Its product is annotated as leucine--tRNA ligase, cytoplasmic. The record is from RefSeq and is a predicted model, not a curated record. Gene Ontology annotation, biological process: leucyl-tRNA aminoacylation. NCBI's taxonomy places the organism in Eukaryota, Viridiplantae, Streptophyta, Magnoliopsida, Poales, Poaceae. Gene Ontology annotation, molecular function: aminoacyl-tRNA deacylase activity; leucine-tRNA ligase activity; ATP binding.